AUGUCGGUGCACGAAGAGCCGAUUGACCAGCCUAGCUACCAAGUUGGGGAAGAGUCGCCAGAUGUUUCGGACAAGGACACGGACACAUUCGAAGAUGCCGUCGAUACCGGGUCCGUCCGAUCCCUGACGAAACGCUCAGUCUCCCAAUCGAAGCCUUCGCGACCCAUGAGCAGCGAAACAGAUGCCACUUCAGAGGCCCCAGACAGCCCGCCUGUACAAGCAAAAGUGAAUGUGGACAUGGUGGACGAGAAGGAGGAGACCACACAGCAAGUCAACGGCUCGGCCACAGAGUCCACGAAGACCUCAAAGCGGCUUUCAAACGCAUCCCUAGACAAUGUCGAUCUUGGUGACGAAUCACCAAACGAGCUGCCCAAAGAUCAGCAUUCAAAGUCCUGGAUACUCGAGAAUGCGACAAAUGGCAAGCCUGCUGAAGAGGUACCGGUGGUCGUAGAGAAGCAACCGUCAAAGAAGCUUUCACUGAGUAAUAUCACCAACUCACUACCUGCAAUGCCAUGGUCUCCCUCGAACACCGAAUCGCCCCCCAAGCUCAGUCCCAACAUAACGCCUACCCCUUCCACCAUCACUCCAACUACGUCUGCGGCUACAUCAGCAGCAGCACCUCCCCAAUCCCGGAAGAUUAGUAGUCCAUUCGCCUGGCUAUCUCGGAAUUCGACACAGAAAGAACCCGUUACAUCACCGCCCCCUGGUUCUCCCAGGAGAAAUACGGCAAGCUCGAUUGCCACAUUGACUAGCAAUCCCGAGAUGAUGCUAGGCAGACUCGAGGAAGAAAAUGAAGGUGGCAGUACGAAUGGUAGGCCCCGUCCAGCCCGGAACAGCCUGAAGGACAGGUUCAAGAUGGUACGGAUGAGAGAGGAGGCUGGGAUUUCCUUGACCCCGAGCGAGGACGAAAAGUCUCCAGGGGUUGCCAACCUGAUCUCACGGUCAUCAACCAUGGGCGCAACGAGCCCAGCAGGCGAGAACGGCCCAGAUGCCAAUGUCUCUCAGCCCCCGUUAUCGCCAUUGCCUCCUGGUACGAAUGCGAACCUUGCCCCAGGCACAGUCUCGGGCGUCUCUGCUGGCCCCUCGGCAAUGUCCGAUGCCCAGAUUGACUGGGAUUUGUGGCAAUCAGUCGUGUACGAAGGGCCGACUGCCGUUGCAAGGACGAGCUCUGAGGAACUCACCAAAGCAAUUGCAACAGGUAUACCAACCGUAAUCCGUGGUGUCGUCUGGCAGGUACUUGCUCAAAGUAAGAACGAAGAGCUGGAGAUGGUAUACAGAGACUUGGCGGCUCGAGGUACCGAGAAGGAAAAGAAUAGGAACAGCAACGGGACAUCGGCCAGCCUUUCGAGCAACGGCAAUCUCAACACUGAUAAGGAAGUAGUGGCAUCCUCUGCGUCGUCGGUUGUGUCUGAACUCUCUGGUGCUAGUGGCAAGAAGUCACCAACCACAUCCCCUGAGCCGACCGAGGCUGUGCUGAAAUCUCAAGCUUUGGCUGCGGCACAAAGGAAGAAGAAGGAGAAAGAGGAUGCAGCCGCGCUACAGAAGCUUGAGAAGGUUAUCCGGAGAGACUUGGGCGCCAGAACGAGUUAUUCGAAGCACGUCGCCGCUGCAGGGCUGCAAGAGGGCUUGUUUGGUGUGUGCAAAGCCUAUGCACUGUUCGACGAAGGAGUUGGGUAUGCGCAGGGCAUGAACUUCCUGAUCAUGCCACUCCUUUUCAACAUGCCAGAGGAGGAAGCGUUCUGUCUUCUGGUUCGGCUCAUGAACCAAUACAAGCUGCGCGACCUCUUCAUCCAGGACAUGCCAGGCCUUCACAUGCACCUCUUUCAGUUUGAGCGCUUACUGGAGGAUUUCGAGCCGGCUCUCUACUGCCACCUACACCGCCGGAGCAUAUCGCCUCACCUAUAUGCGACCCAGUGGUUCCUCACUCUGUUCGCCUACAGGUUUCCUCUCCAGCUUGUACUCAGGAUCUACGACCUGAUAUUCUCCGAGGGCUUAUCAGCAAUCCUUAGAUUUGGCAUUGUUCUCAUGCAGAAGAAUGCUUCAACAUUGUUAGGCAUGUCGGAUAUGUCGCAGUUGACAAGCUUCCUCAAGGACAAAGUGUUCGAUAUCUACAUCGAUCAGUCACCAAGCGCCGGCAGCAUCCUUGAGAACGGCUUCUUUGGCAGCAGUUCUUCCAAUAUUGACAAGGAGGUUUACCGAGCCGACCAACUGGUCCGAGACGCGUGCGAGGUGAAGGUUACCCCGGAGCUCCUGAAGGUCUACACAGCGGAAUGGGAAGAGAAGACCCGUGCUGAAAAGGAUCGGGAGGAGGAGCUGGAGCAGCUCAAGUCUUCCAACAUAAGUCUAGCCAUCAAGGUCCGUAAACUCGAAGAGCGCAUCGAGGCCAGCGAUCGCGAGCAAACCGGAAUGGCAACAGAUUUGGUGCAUACCAAGGUUGAGAACGAGGAACUCAAAGAUAAGAACGAGAGUCUCGACGGACAAGUCAAGGAGCUACGCAAUGUCAUUGAGAGGCAGCCCGAGGAGAUAGAGCAGGCCUGGCAGCUCGAGCGUGACGAUCUUGUAAAGCGGAACGAGAAGGUUCAUGAAGAUAACCAGCGACUCGAAAAAGAGCUGUCGGAGCUUGAGGAGCAGCUCGUGCUGACCAAGAUGAAGUAUGCAGAGAUUAACUCAUCGCACGAGACGCUCCAGAGGAAAUGGCAAGAUCUCAAGCGCCAAUUUGCUUGA
Messenger RNA from Anthostomella pinea, 2724 nucleotides. Lineage: Eukaryota; Fungi; Ascomycota; Sordariomycetes; Xylariales; Xylariaceae. The record is from the annotation of a GenBank genome assembly.